AUGAAUGGAACUGAUCCGAGUCGCCUGUUGAUCCGAAAUAAGCUCCUGUCAUAUUGCGGAAGAGAAAUGCAGAGCGUCAGGGCAAUUUUCAAUCAUAUUGAGGUCUGCGCUCAUGAUGGGAUAGAGCAAACGGGUAUGCUGUAUCUUAACGGCUCAGACCUUGAUGCCUGUAAUGAGCAAGAAAAGAAUCCUCAGGGGCCCGAUAGUCGCGGGAAUUGCCCUGCUUUUCAAUUAUCGAAAGCCGUUGUGGCUGCUACCUCUGCACGCCUCCCUUCUCAACGCCCAUUAUGUGGACUUGGCGCGUUGUUUCUUUCGUCAAAACAUUUCUGA
Botrytis porri is the source of this 330-nucleotide messenger RNA. RefSeq lists its product as uncharacterized. The record is from RefSeq and is a predicted model, not a curated record. Lineage: Eukaryota; Fungi; Ascomycota; Leotiomycetes; Helotiales; Sclerotiniaceae. The transcript is spliced from 2 exons. The coding region runs from base 1 to 330 and encodes 109 amino acids.